UGUGCCUGGCGGCCAUCUUUAGGUAUUUCUAGAGGAUACAAGCACAGUUCACAUUGUUGAAAGUGAUACAGUAAACCACGCGAAGGGAUCGAUUAAAAGAUCAAACUGGAAGUGUCUGGUGUUAAACUAACAGUGUGCCUGUGGUCCUGUUGAUAGGAAGGGCUCAGCAGUGCCUGUGUGCCCAGGGAGCCACUGCCUGAGUCCCUAGAGGUAGACACCAAACCACAGGACAUGAGUGCCGCCAAAGAAGGCCUGGUCAUCUUCACGGCCAACUCCAACCCCUCCAGCAGAGAGCUGGGGAGGAGGAUAGCCGAGCGGUUGGGUGUGGAGCUUGGAAAGGUGCAGGUCUAUCAAGAAGCUAACAGAGAAACACAGGUCCAAAUUGAAGAGUCUGUGCGCAGCAAAGAUGUUUUCAUCAUCCAAACUGUGUCCAAGGAUGUUAACACCACCAUCAUGGAGCUGCUCAUUAUGGUGUAUGCCUGCAGGACAUCCUGUGCCCGAAACAUCAUCGGCGUCAUUCCCUAUUUCCCCUACAGCAAACAGUGCAAAAUGAGGAAGAGAGGCUCCAUCGUCUCUAAACUACUUGCCUCAAUGAUGUGUAAAGCAGGUCUGACUCAUCUCAUUACUAUGGAUUUGCAUCAAAAGGAAAUCCAGGGUUUCUUCAACAUUCCAGUGGACAAUCUCCGGGCCUCACCAUUCCUGCUGCAGUACAUCCAGGAAGAAAUUCCUGACUACAGAAAUGCUGUAAUUGUGGCCAAAUCUCCAGCAUCAGCCAAAAGGGCCCAGUCGUUUGCUGAAAGGUUGCGGCUGGGCAUCGCUGUGAUCCACGGUGAAGCCCAGGACGCUGAAUCUGACCUUGUGGAUGGACGUCAUUCCCCUCCCACUGUCAAAAACAUCGGCGCCAUCCAUCCAAGCCUAGAGAUACCAUUGCUAAUUCCCAAAGAAAAACCCCCAAUAACUGUGGUCGGAGAUGUAGGUGGACGAAUUGCCAUCAUAGUGGAUGACAUCAUUGACGAUGUUGACAGUUUUCUAGCAGCAGCCGAAACACUGAAAGAAAGAGGCGCUUACAAGAUCUUUGUCAUGGCUACACAUGGAAUCCUCUCCUCAGAUGCCCCUCGGCUAAUAGAGGAGUCCGCCAUAGAUGAGGUGGUUGUCACCAACACCAUUCCACACGAGAUCCAAAAACUCCAGUGUCCCAAGAUCAAGACUGUGGAUAUCAGCAUGAUCCUGUCAGAAGCCAUUCGCCGCAUCCACAAUGGAGAAUCCAUGUCUUACCUGUUCCGUAAUAUUGGCAUGGAUGACUAACAGGCUCUUGUACAGUCAGUCAUAUCGUGCGCAGAGGUCAAGACAUUUUCUGUCCCUAUUGCCUGUAUCAUUACCAGUUUUUCCGUUAACUCCAUAACUCCUUCUCCUUGUUGUACAUGUUAUAUUUUGAAAAAAUAACUGCGCUCAAAGAACCUGGAUGUUCUGUAAUGCUAUGUGAGUUCAGUGCCCUAAAAUGCUGAUGUUCAGAGGAUUGAAGUGCUGGGAUACUACACCUCUUGAUCAGAAAUAUUGGCACUUUUAUUUAAGAUUUGAAAGUACCAGAUUUAAAAGAAAAGAAGGACUACUGGAUGUUAAAAUUAUGUCUUCAGUUCUUUUAAUCGUAGAUCUGCUCUAUUUGCCUUUUUAUUUUUUAUUUUUUUUAAUUUAAUUAUUGGAGAAUGAACAACUCCAUUGUGUGGCCAACAAUGACAAAAUGUUACCAUAAAUGAAAUCUAUGCUGUGACAUAUCAGUGUCAGUGCCUCAUGACUUUGUGCUAUUAUUGUGCCACUAGUUUCUGUGUAUUUGUGUAGUAAUGCUGGGUAGUACUGAUGAUUAAAUCAAUAUUUAUUUUGUUCGAAGCAAAUUAGAUGCAAGGUACAUUUUUAGACUUCAAUAUAGCACUUAAAAUCUAUAAAGCUUAAUGUACUUGAUUGAAUGUGUUUUCCUGCUAGAUUCUUCUACUAACACUUCAACAUGAGUUUAUAUUUAUUUUUGCCAAUAACAGGACUAUGGAAGUAUCUUUGCCUCAUAAAUGUGGUCAUAGUGGCCAGAGUUUCUAAAUAUCUUGCCUCUGAGAACUUGACUUGUCAAUUACCAAAUGAAAUGCAGGGUUUUUGUUAUGUAACUAAUAUUUCAGACUUUUGUAUUUAUUGACAGCACAUGAUGACAAUGAAUAAACGAUUUAAA
Molecule: messenger RNA, 2212 nt
Organism: Sinocyclocheilus rhinocerous
Lineage: Eukaryota; Metazoa; Chordata; Actinopteri; Cypriniformes; Cyprinidae
Gene: prpsap2
Product: phosphoribosyl pyrophosphate synthetase-associated protein 2
Exons: 11
Coding region: 232-1305 (357 amino acids)
Biological process (GO): 5-phosphoribose 1-diphosphate biosynthetic process; purine nucleotide biosynthetic process
Cellular component (GO): cytoplasm; ribose phosphate diphosphokinase complex
Molecular function (GO): ATP binding; magnesium ion binding; ribose phosphate diphosphokinase activity
Source: RefSeq, a predicted model, not a curated record